This is a messenger RNA of Fonsecaea erecta, 573 nucleotides long. RefSeq lists its product as hypothetical. Gene Ontology annotation, molecular function: single-stranded RNA binding; mRNA binding; zinc ion binding. The transcript is spliced from 10 exons. Gene Ontology annotation, biological process: positive regulation of cytoplasmic translation. NCBI's taxonomy places the organism in Eukaryota, Fungi, Ascomycota, Eurotiomycetes, Chaetothyriales, Herpotrichiellaceae. Bases 1 to 573 code for a protein of 190 amino acids. Gene Ontology annotation, cellular component: cytoplasm. The record is from RefSeq and is a predicted model, not a curated record.
AUGGACCGUGGCUGCUACAACUGCGGCGACUCUUCGCACCAGGCACGCGACUGCCCUAAGAAAGGCACACCCACCUGUUACAACUGCGGAGCCGAAGGCCACGUUAGCCGAGAAUGCACUUCUGCGCCCAAGCCAAAGUCUUGCUACAAGUGUGGGAAUGAAGGACACUUUGCACGCGACUGCCCACAGGCUGGUCCUCCUGGAGGUGCAGGAGGGGCCUGGGGUAGCACCGGCGGGAACACUUACGGCGGCGGGUCGACUCGAGAAUGCUAUCGCUGCGGGGGGCAGGGCCACAUAGCGCGUGACUGUACUUCCGGCGGCGGCGGAGGCCAUGGCGGCGGAUUUGGCGGCGGGUUCAAUCGCGGCGGCGGGGGUCAGACCUGCUAUUCUUGUGGCGGCAUUGGCCAUAUGUCUCGGGUCGUUCUCAAAAAUGCUACAACUGUGGCGAACAAGGUCACCUCUCUCGUGACUGCCCGUCUGAGCCCAGCUCUGAGCGCAUCUGCUACAAAUGCAAGCAACCAGGACACUUGCAGUCCGCUUGCCCCAACUAGUCGACUGGCGCUAGCAUCUUGA